This is a messenger RNA of [Candida] anglica, 681 nucleotides long. The record is from the annotation of a GenBank genome assembly. Lineage: Eukaryota; Fungi; Ascomycota; Pichiomycetes; Serinales; Debaryomycetaceae.
AUGACAUCUUCUAUAGCGUCAUUUGAAUCAUUUGAUGAUACAAAUCCAGAUUGUAUGGAUAAAGUUGCAGAGUUAUUAUCUAUCAGGUCAAUUGAUCUCUUUCAUGAUAUAACAACACCAUCACGUGUGUUAAAAGUACAUGUGAGACCUGUUCAUAAGAUUCGAUCUAAAGUGCUAAACGGAUGUUUGAACCUUGUAGAUCAAAACUUACGUGAACAUUAUAUUCGUAACAAUGGGAAAGAUUGGAAAAUUGAUAAAAAGGAAGAAAUGUCAGAAAAUGGUUUAGUUUAUGUAUAUUAUAAAGACCAAGAAACUGGUGCAUUGGCAGCAUUCAUGUCAUAUAUGCUCACCUACAAUGAUCCAGAGUCUAAAGAUGAGAAAGUUUUAUAUUUGUAUGAAAUCCACGUAAGUCGUGAGUAUCAAUCACUGAAGAUUGGGACAACGUUAAUAGAUAACUAUCAUAAACUUUCACAAGACCUUAACAACUCUAACGAUAUUUUGGAAUCAGACGCUACCAGCUUAACAGUUUUCAGUGAUAACUUGAAAGCUCUUAAUUGGUAUAAGAAAAUGGGUUACAAAUAUACAAAAGACUCCCCUAGAGAUAAAGUUCUUAGAAAGAAGGUUGUAAAGCCUCCUUACUAUCUCCUCACUCGUAAAAAUAUAGACUCCAAUUUAACAUAA